Molecule: messenger RNA, 2908 nt
Organism: Cucumis sativus (cucumber)
Lineage: Eukaryota; Viridiplantae; Streptophyta; Magnoliopsida; Cucurbitales; Cucurbitaceae
Product: pentatricopeptide repeat-containing protein At4g04790, mitochondrial
Exons: 16
Coding region: 126-2678 (850 amino acids)
Molecular function (GO): protein binding
Source: RefSeq, a predicted model, not a curated record
UGAAAGAACCAGCCAAAAUCGGAAAGUUGCCCUGGCCGAUAAACCCCGAAAACCCAGCUGAGAGCGGUGCAGCUCAAUUCGCCGGAGACCGGGAAGUUGCGGACCUCUUGGAAUCUGAUUCUCCAAUGCGUUCCAAACUAAGCUCACUAGUCCGCUCCGCCAUCAUAUCUUCAAAAUCUUCACAGAAUGCCCAAGAUGCCGCUCUUCAAAACUACGUUUCCACUAUUGAUCCUUUAUCUCCCAGCACCUCUCUCUCUAACGCCAUCAACUCCCCGACCUCCAAGAAGCUUCCUCAGAACCCCAAUUCUGACGUUCAAUUUCCUGCUCUCAUUCUAGAAGAGUCUUCGGAUUCUGGGGAUCCUACGAAGCAUCUAGCCAAGGCCAUAUCUUCCGUUCUGUGCGAAGGCUCAUCUGUUAUGUCUCCUGAAGCACAAGGAAAUUGUGUUGAAGAAUCUUUGGAAAAAUUAUUAGAUAUACCAUGGUUUUCCAUCAAAACAAAUCAUAGCUUAACAUUACAUCGCAAAGAAAUAUCCCGGGAAAGAAAGCAUAACUGGGUAUUAAAAAAUACCCAGAGCGAUAGAUUUAGACGAUUAGUUAGAAGUUGCGCAAACAGGCUGGGGAGUGAUGUUACUCUAGAAGUCUUUGGUAAAUUGGGACGAGAAACUGGUGUGAAAGAAUACAAUGCACUAGUAGGCAUAUGUUUAGAGAAGGCUAAGGCAAGUAAGGACGUGGAGGUUGUAUUGGAACAGAUUGGGAAGGUUUAUCAGCUAUUUAAACUAAUGAAAGAACAGGGUUUCUCAUUAGAAGAUGAAACUUAUGGCCCAGUGCUUGCGUGUUUAAUUGACAUGGACAUGAUGGAAGAAUUUAAUUUUUUCUGUGAGGCUAUAAAAGAUGGAAAUCCAGGCUCAAUAUCAAGGUUGGGUUACUAUAAGAUGUUGUUCUAUAUUAAAAUCAAUGAUGAAGAAAAAGUUCAGGAGCUUUGUUACCGUGCUACAGUUGAUGAUGGAGUGGACAAGUUCAGUUUACAAGAAAAUUAUUUGUUGGCACUCUGUGGAAGUGAGCAGAAGAAGGAACUUUUACAGAUGCUGGAAGUUAUAGACAUCACAAAACUUUCGACAACUGUAGUUGCACCUAACAUCUUCAAAUCCUUAGGGAGGCUAUCACUUCACACUUUUGCAGAGAAGUCACUUUUGGCGUUUAAAACUUCUGGGAAUGGAGCAGAUGAUAUCUCAUAUCUUAUAUAUAAUUAUGCUGUCAGCAUUCCAAAUUUAGCGAUUGAGGAUGUGGUUUCAAAGUUCAAGAGCAUGCACUUCGAGUUAGUUAUCAAUCCUUCAUCUGCUUCAUAUGAGAAGCUCAUCUGUUAUUGUUGUGGUUUAUUUAAGGUUCACAUGGCCCUUGACAUAGCAAAUGAAAUGUGUGAUGCAGAUUUCACACCAUCAACAGGUGUCUUGCACUCCAUUUUGCAUGCUUUGGAUGAAAGCUGUGAAUAUAAUUUGGUUCAUCAAGUGUAUUCACUCAUAUGUCGCCAUAACUUGAAGCCAGAUAGUGAAAUCUUGAGGGGCAUGAUAAAUCUGCACGUGAAGAUGAAAGAUUUUAAAGGUGCCUAUGAUAUGCUUAAGGAGUGGGAGAAAAUGAACGUAAUUCCUACAACUAACUUGUACAAUGCUAUCAUGGCAGGAUACUUUCGAGAGAAGAACACCUCUGAUGGAUUCAUGGUUCUUAAGCAAAUGGAACUUGCGGAUGUAAAACCAGAUUCCAUAACUUUCAGCUAUUUGAUCAGCAAUUGUGAAUGCGAGGAGGAUAUUAUCAAGUAUUACAAAGAACUGAAUCAUUCUGGAGUUCAAGCAACAAAGCAUGUUUUUAUGGCACUUAUAAAUGCAUAUGCUGCUCAUGGACAAUUCGAGAAGGCAAAACAGGUUAUAUCAGAUGAAGGAAUUCCAGUCAAGAACUUGAAUGAAGUUAGAUGUGUGCUAGUCUCUGCUCUUGCAUCAAAUGGCCAAACGGCUGAUGCCCUGAAAAUUUAUGAUGAAAUGAAACAAGCUGGAUGUGAUUUGGAUUGCAAAGCUGUUUCCAGUCUUAUUGAGCACUAUCCAUUCGAUGGGCCAUUGAAUAGAAUGCUUCAGUUACUUGGUGAUUUGCAUCAUGAUCUUAAUGGCUGGAUACAUUGUUGUAGCAGGAUUAUCUUAUUUUCUGUAAAACACAACGAUCUGAGUUCAACUGUUGAUCUAUUGAAGCAGCUCAGUUACAGAUGCACUAAUGAUGAAACCAUAAUGGGAGUGACUUUUGAUGAGGUUUUCUGCCUCAUUGCAAACUCUGAGCCUACAUAUUUAGAAAUAGGCUUACAAUUGCUUAAAUUUAUAAAGAACGAUCUUGGUCUUUCUCCGCCGCGGAGAUGCCUCGAUUUUCUCCUUGGCACUUGUGCUAAUGCCAAAGAUGCAGAAAGCUCUCGCCUUAUCUGGAAAGAAUAUGAAAAUGCUGGCCUCCUUUACAACACCAUUAGUUACUUGAAGAUGUAUCAAGCUCUUUUAGCAUCUGGGGACUCAAAAUCUGCAAAACUUUUGCUUGGUAAAAUUCCAAAAGAUGAUGCUGAUGUUUGUUACAUAAUUAAGGAAUGUGAACGGGUUUAUUCUUCUACAGCAAAGAAGAAAAAGGUGUUGAAAAUGAGCAGAAAUAAGUGAGAGGCUUGAAUAGGAAAGUAGGAUGGGUUUUAAAAUUAACUUGUAGGAGUAAAUAAAUAGAAACAGGCAGAGAUGAAUGACAAACCCUUUUGUUUGCUGAAUCCAAUGCCAUUUUGGACUGAAUGGUGGAAAAAAAAAAUGAAACAUACAUGUAGAUAGAGAUAAUUGAAAAGUUGUAAUGAAAUAUUUGUUAUCAAUGAAAUCAUAGAGAAAAAUUAAUUAACAAGCCA